AUGGUCACUCACGAAGCUAUCCGACCAAAGCUUGAGGUAAUAAAGGCAAAGAGGGAAAGACUGGCAGACCUUGACCGUCAGAUCACCGAACUUCAACGUCAGAGAUCGCCUGUUGCUUCUGAGCUUGACAAUGAUUUUAAGCCAAACAAACCUCGAUUGGAAAAGUACACUACUGAUGCAGCUGCCCUGACCCAAGACCUUCCGCUCGUUGAUGUUCAUUAUGAAGGCAUUAGGGAGGAAACCGGCAAAGUCUUUGACACGAUGCAUGAAGGUAAUACAAUUUUCUCAUUUGAGGUUGGGAAAGGUAGUGUGAUCAAGGCUUGGGAUUUUGCAGUGAAAACCAUGAAGGUUGGGGAGAUUGCUAAGAUCACUUGCAAGCUGAAAUAUGCCUAUGGUAGUACGGAUUCUCCACCAGAUAUUCCACCAGAAUGCAUGUUGGAAAGAAUCAUAAGUUCAUUUUGGGAAUGCAAGCUCUGCUGGAUCUCAUUUUCAUAG
Molecule: messenger RNA, 495 nt
Organism: Malus domestica (apple)
Lineage: Eukaryota; Viridiplantae; Streptophyta; Magnoliopsida; Rosales; Rosaceae
Source: RefSeq, a predicted model, not a curated record